Molecule: messenger RNA, 657 nt
Organism: Miscanthus lutarioriparius
Lineage: Eukaryota; Viridiplantae; Streptophyta; Magnoliopsida; Poales; Poaceae
Source: the annotation of a GenBank genome assembly
AUGCCACCAUCGCCCGCGCUCCUCGUGGUCGCCGAUGGUGAUCGCUGGCGCCCCUACGCCGCCUCCCUCCCCACGCGGAGGUCCUUCGAGCUCACCACCAUCGUGUCGGGAAGCCGCUGCGUCGGAUCGAGCAACGGCUGGCUCGCGCUCUCCGUCGUCGGCUCCAUCGACGAGACCGUGUUCGUGCUCCUCAACCCCAUCGCCGCCAUGGAGAUCAUCCUCCCACCACUGAUCUACGAGCACGAGGAUGAGAGCCGCCGCGACUGGGUUUCCAAGUUAGUCUUCACCCUAUGCCCCGCCAAGGACGACUUCGCCGCAGCCGCGAUCUGCGACAUCGACAUGAUUGCGUACGUCACCGCCGAUGCCAAGAGGUGGGCCGUCAUGGACCCCGUCCGCCUCACCAGCGAGGUCGGGGACCAGCUCACCGACGUCGUCUACACUGACAAAGGUAAGGUCUAUUGCCUCUCCAAGUCCGAGGACGUGCAUGUCCUCCGUCUCCCUAAGUGCUGGCGCCGUAAGCCUGCCAACGCCGAUGAGGCAGGGCCCUCAGAGCCAGAGUUCUCUGUUCUCCAGUCGCCACCUCCUCCGCCGCCGCCUACUGAACACACAAUUAUUGUCCCCCACCGUUUUGGCAAUAUCAGGAGCCAUUGGGGAUAA